UCAUGGAUAGCGACUAUAUAAGUGUCCAAACCCGAAUGAAGGAGUAUAGCUACCUCCAGUGAAUGCAGGACGUCAUCGUAUUGCUUAAGAAUUUAGUAUAAUACGCUAAGAUCUGAUACAGUGCUGCAGAAUGAAGAAAUUUCUUGUUCUUCUGAUCAUCGGAAUGGUGUUGGUGGAAACCUUUGCCAGACAGAAACGAAACGCUGACAAUGGAGAUAAAGACGAUGAUAACAAAAGUAAAAAUGACGAUGAUGACAAGAAUAAUGGAGAUGACAGUAAUAAGGGAGGGCGGGACAGGAGAAGCGCAGAUGACGGAGGCAACAGUAAGGCGAGUAAGGAGAGUAAGGAGAGCAAGGAGAGCAAGGAGAAAGAUGAUGGGAGAUAAAGAGGAAGUAGCCGCAAUGUAAAGAAGAAGGCUGGGAAUGAAAAGGAAAUGACUCAUGAAUUAACAAAAAGAUAAACCAUUUCCCGCAAAUUCAGAAAGUAUAUCACUGAUUCAACUCACUGUAUCGUAUUGUUAUAAUAGGUUAAUUGUAGAUCUGGGAACUGAUUCAUAACUCUAGCUUAUCUUUGUAGUAUAUACUUUGUAGUCCAUGAUAUAUGUAUGGAUAAAAUGUGAAUUGCUAAUAUGUUAAAGAAAACCUAUGUGGUUCCUAAAGUUGUCAACUUUUGUUUACUUCUGAAGUACUAGCUUAUUAACUGUAUAUUUAAGAUUGUGCAUAUAUGUUGUAGAACAGUUAUUUAUUGAUUGAUUUGUUUUAUAACAUCAAUAUAAUGAAAUAUAUGGACAAAAUACAGCAAACCAGGAAUUCUA
Ostrea edulis (European flat oyster) is the source of this 814-nucleotide messenger RNA. RefSeq lists its product as uncharacterized. Bases 131 to 385 code for a protein of 84 amino acids. Lineage: Eukaryota; Metazoa; Mollusca; Bivalvia; Ostreida; Ostreidae. The record is from RefSeq and is a predicted model, not a curated record. The transcript has 3 exons.